Molecule: messenger RNA, 5314 nt
Organism: Myxocyprinus asiaticus (Chinese sucker)
Lineage: Eukaryota; Metazoa; Chordata; Actinopteri; Cypriniformes; Catostomidae
Product: kelch-like protein 20
Exons: 11
Coding region: 118-1983 (621 amino acids)
Molecular function (GO): protein binding
Source: RefSeq, a predicted model, not a curated record
AUUUUAAAGAAGAAGACAUGGCGUCACGACUCUUCAUAAACAGUUGGAGGUGAAGAUAUGAAGAUUUUGAGCUGUUACACGAACUCAAACAUGUUUUUUGCCUGAUUGAGUGUUGAGAUGGAAAUCAUGGCCGUGAAUCUGUCAGCUACCUCCCCAUCCACCUCCACGCUGCCUCCAUCGCCCUGUGUGGAGGACUCUGGGUUCCCGUUCUCCUCUCUUGACAGUGAAGACUAUGUGUUUGUGGAGGCUCGGCAUCCCAACAAAGUGCUGGAAGGCUUGAACAGCUUACGGCUCAAUAACGCCUUCUGUGACGUGACUCUGUGCUGUGGAGGGCAGGAGUUUCCCUGUCACCGUAUCGUGUUGGCCUCCUUCAGCUCUUACUUUCAGGCCAUGUUCUCCACUGACCUGAUGGAGUCACGGCAGGAGCGGGUGGUCAUCAACGGGGUGGAGCCUCAGAUGAUUGGCAUGUUGGUGAGCUACGCUUACACGGCAGAAGUGGUGAUCUCCAAAGCUAACGUGCAGGCACUGCUGGCGGCCGCUAACCUGCUGGAUGUGAUGGCAGUGCGUGAGGCCUGUUGCAGGUUCAUGGAGCGGCAGAUGGAUGAGAUGAACUGCGUGGGCAUCCACUGCUUCGCCGAGGCGCACUCAUGCCGUGAGCUGGAGCGCUGCAGCAUGGAAUACAUCCAACAGCACUUCAGCAGCGUCUGCCAACAGGAGGAGUUUCUGUCUCUUUGUGCUGAUAAACUGACUGAGAUCAUAUCCAGUGACCAUCUGAAUGUGCCAAAGGAGGAGACAGUGUUUGAAGCAUCCAUGCUGUGGCUGGAGAAGAACUCCUCACGCAGACAGAGCUUUGAAAAGGUUCUAGAGCACAUCAGGCUGCCUCUCAUCAGUCCAUACUAUAUCCAUGAUGUCAUCGAGACUCUGGAUGUGGUGAAGGAAUCGCUCAAGUGCCAGAAGCUCAUCUCUGAAGCAAAGGAUUAUUUACUGCUGCAGGACCGCAGAGGAGAGCUGUACGGCCCCAGAGCUCGCCCACGACGAGCAACAGGUACAGCCGAAGUUAUCGUGACGGUUGGAGGAGAGGAUGAUAAGGUGGUGUUACGCAGUGUGGAGAGUUUCGAUCCCCUCACCAGCCAGUGGAAGAGUCUGGCCUGCCUGCCAUUCGCUGUCAGCAAACACGGUUUAGUCGUGUCUGGCUCGAUGCUGUAUCUGGCUGGAGGGGAGUUUCCAGACGGCUCGGCGAGCAGGGAGAUGUGGCGAUAUGACCCAUGUUUUGACUCCUGGUUAGAGAUGGCACCCAUGAAUGUGGCCAGAUCAGAACUGGGGUUGGUGAUGUUGGAUGGAUAUGUGUUUGCUGUGGGCGGUUGGGAGGGUCGGUCUCGUCUGGACACCGUUGAGUGUUAUAAUCCUAACACAAACACUUGGCAGUUUAUGGAAUCAGUCAAGAUGGCGGUCACUAGUCCAGCUGUGGUGGCGCUGGAUGGAUUGCUCUAUGUGACCGGGGGUGCUGUUUUAGAAGAUGGCGAUGGCACAGACUUAGCACAAGUAUACAACCCUAAAACGUGUGUGUGGACCGAGGUGGCACCCAUGCAGAUUGCUCGCUCCGGAUCUGCAGCCUGUACACUGAAGGGCAAACUUUAUGUCAUAGGCGGCUGGCACGCUUCCACAGAGAACACCGAUAAGGUAGAGUGCUAUGACCCAAAGACCAACAAGUGGACCAUGUGUGCUCCGAUGAAGGAGAGACGCUAUCGACCCGGUGUGGCUGUGGUGGAUGGAAAGAUUUAUGUUUUAGGAGGAGAGGAGGGAUGGGACAGGUAUCAUGACACUAUAGAGCGGUACUGUGAGGAAUCGGACAGCUGGGAGAUCGUCGGUGAGAUGCCCACCAGUCGUAGCUGGCUCAGCUGUGUCUCUCUUCAGCUCAGGAAAGACACUAGCAUGAGCAGUCGUUCGGGCACUGCCUCCGAGACGGAGUUUCCUGUCGACUGAGAGCGUCAGAACGCCAUCUGCAUCACUACUGGUUGGUACAGAAGUCCAGGGAGCGAGCUUUCAGAGUGCCUGGCUCCAUGUCAUUUUCCACAGGCUGUUCAAAGAUGGAAAAGGUCCGACCCAACUACAGGAGGGUCUUAAGACAAUACUUGUGCCAUAAGCCGUUUCUCCAUGGUGUGAGACUAGAUACAUCGAUGGAUAUCUGUGGUGACUGUAAUGGUGUGUUCACCAUGUCGGACUCACCAUAAUUAUGAGUUUUGGCUUGUAAAAAAUGCUCAACUCUGAAUUUUAUGAAAGCUCUGACUUGACUGGUGUGACAUCAUAUAAAAAUAACCAAAAUGGCAGCGUCCUCGUCAGGGAUAAUUAGCCAAAAAUUACAAUUCUGUUUCUGUUUGAUGUGCCAUUUUAUUAUAGCCACAUUUACCCAGUGCGUUUUCUUUGUUCUUAAACAUUUGAAAGAACACAUACCUAUAGGCAAAUAAUAAAAAUGAUUAAAUAUUAAAUAUUGUAGUCAUCAACAAAGCUGCUAAUGGAGCCAUUUUGGAAUGUUUAUAGAAUCUCCAAGUUUUCAUCUAGUAAUUACAAUAAUUUUGACCUGGCGUGAACGCAGCAUAAGUGUGUGUAUGUGUCCACUGCCAUCCGUCUCAGAAUCUCCACAGUAUCAGUGUAAUAAUGUGACGUUACAGUGGUGUACAGGGUUUCAUACGCUGAUCACCUCAUGAUUGUGACUUAUGUGCUUAAUUGUUUUCUAACAAUGUGUUGUAGUGAAGAAUUUUUUUACUUUUUGUAUAGUGAUUUUCUUUUUUGUAUUUAUUAGUUGUUCUUUGUUGUGUUGAGAGAUUCAUGAAAUAACUACUACAAAUACACAUUAAACACAAUGACAUUCAUUAAAACUGUAAUACAGUGUAGUAUUACUUGGAAAUUAAUUUACCACAUACACUUCUGAAUAUUUACAUACAUAUAUUUAUAUAUACAAUCACUUAGCACUUUAUUUUGAACACUGGGUAGGGCCUCACUUUGCUCUCAAAACCUAAUUUCUUCAUGGCAUGGAUUCCACAAGAUGUCGGAAACAUGCCUUUGAGAUUCUGGUCCUUGUUGACAUGAUUGCAUUACACAAUUUCUGCAGAUUUGUCAGCUGCACAUUCCAGCUGCGAUUCUCCUGUUCUACCACAUCCCAAAGGUAUUCUAUUGGAUUCAGAUCUGGUGACUGAGAAGGCCACUGAAAAACAGUGAACUCAUUGUCAUCUUCAUGAAACCAGUUUGAAAUUACUUGUUUCAAAUCACCAUGUUUUGUGACAUGGUGCAUUCAUUAUCAUGCUGGAAGUAGCCAAUUAGAAGAUGGGUAAAUUGUGGCCAUGAAGGGAUGCACAUGAUCAGCAACAAUACUCACAUAGGCUGUGGCAUUCAAGCGAUGAUUGAUUGGUAUUAACAAGCCUAAAGUGUGCCAAGAAAACAUUCCCCACACCAUUACAUUACCAGACUAGACUGUUGACACAAGGCAGGUUGGAUCCAUGGAUUCAUGCUGUUGGCAGCAAAAUCUGACCCUACCAUCUGUGUGCCUCAGUAGAAAUCGAAAUUCAUCAAAUCAGCCUACAUUUUUUUAAGUCUUCAACUGUCAAGAUUUGGUGAGCCUGUGCCCACUGAAGCCUCUGCUUUCUGUUCUUGGCUGACAGAAGUGGAACCUGACGUGGUCUGCUGCUGUAGCCCAUCCGCCUCAUGGUUUGAUGUGUUGUGCAUUCUGAGAUGCUAUUCUGCUCACUACAAUUGUACAGAGUGGUUAUCCGAGUUACUGUAGCCUUUCUGUCAGUUCAAACCAGUCUGGCCAUUCUCCAUUGGCCUCUCUCUUCAACAAGGUGUUUCCAUCUGCAGAACUGCCGCUCACUGGAUAUUUUUUGUUUUUGGCACCAUUCAGAGUAAACUAGAGACUGUGUGUGAAAAUCUCAGGAGAUCAGCAGUUACAGAAAUACUCAAACCAGCCCGACUGACACCAACAAUCAUGCCACGGUCAAAAUCACUGAGAUCACAUUUUUCCCCAUUCUGAUGGUUGAUGUGAAAAUUAACUGAAGCUCAUGACCCGUAUCUGCAUGACUUUAUUCAUUGCACUGCUGCUACACGAUUGGCUGAUUAGAUAAUCUCAUGAAUAGGUAGAUGUACAGGUGUACCUAAUAAAGUGCUCAGUGAGUGUAUUACAGAAAGCUUCAGUUACACCAUUGUCAAAAGUUUGGAAUCACUAAGGCCAAAAACUUUGUUCUUGAAAGAAAUUAAUGCUUCACUUUACCAUGAAUUAAAUUGAUAAAAAACACUACCUUAAACAUUAGUAAUGUUGCAAAUUAUUAAUGCUAUUUCAAAUAUAUUUCAAUUUACAGUAUGGGACAAAGGGGUCUGUAAAAAAACAAGACACAACUUUGCAGGUAUGUCCAAAUACUGUCUUACUGCACACACAAAAGUAUGUACUACUUUCCCAUUACCAGCAAAGUGCAUUAGUUUAGUCUCGUAAUAAAUCUCACCUUAUCUGUCUUGUGUUCUGACAACUUUCCCAUUAAAAGUAAUGAAAUGCACAUGGAGUUUCUCAUUUAUUACAAGUCUGUAAAAUUUUGGAUAUAUAACACCUUUGAAAAAUGCUUCAUCAUGUUAAACCAACUGCAUUUGGCUAAGCGUAAAUUUUUAAAAAAAAAAACAAAUAUAUAUUUUCUUCCAGUAGUUAAAUAAACAUGAUCACCAAUGGCAAAAUGGGUACUAAAAAGUCAACAUUUUAAAACCUCUGAGAAACUUAAAGGUGGAUGUUCACCCAAAAUGAAACUCGGUCAUCAUUUACUCACUUGCCAGCAGCCAUGUCACCCUGUAGCUCAAGAUUGGUUGCCCACUGAAGCUAUGCAGGGUUGAGUCUGGUCAGUACCUGGAUGGCAGACCUGCUGGGGAACACUUAAGUUUGCUGCUGGAAGAGGUAUUAGGGAGUACAGCAGGGGGUGCUCACCCUGCGGACUGUGUGGGUCCUAAUGCCCCAGUAUAGUGACAGAGCCACUAUACUGUAGAAAGGCACCAUCCUUCAGAUGAGAUGUUAAACCGAGGUCCUGACUCUCUGUGGUCAUUAAAGUUCCCAGCGCACUUCUCGUAAAGAGUAGGGGUAUAAUCCUGGUGUCCUGGCUGUAUUCCCUCAAUUGGCCCUUCUCAAUCAUGGCUUCCUAAUAAUCCCCAUCCACUAAUUGGCUCUAUAACUCUCUUUCCACCAAUAACUGGUGUAUGGUGAGUGUACUGGCACACUAUGGCUGCUGUCGAAUCAUCCAGGUGGAUGCUGCACACUGGUGUGGUUGAGGGGAGUCCCCUGUUCAAU